AUGGACGUGGACGUGGACGUGGACGUGGACGUGGACGUGGACAUGGACGUGGACGUGGACAUGGACGUGGACGUGGACGUGGACGUGGACGUGGACGUGGACAUGGACGUGGACGUGGAGAUGGACGUGGAUAUGGACGUGGACGUGGACGUGGACGUGGACGUGGACGUGGACGUGGACGUGGUCGUGGACGUGGACGUGGACGUGGACGUGGACGUGGACGUGGACGUGGACAUGGACGUGGACGUGGACGUGGACGUGGACGUGGUCAUGGACGUGGACGUGGACGUGGACGUGGACGUGGUCCUCGACGUGGACGUGGACGUGGACGUGGACAUGGACGUGGACAUGGACGUGGACAUGGACGUGGACGUGGACAUGGACGUGGACAUGGACGUGGACGUGGACGGGGACGUAGACGUGGAGGACGUGGACGUGGACGUGGACGUGGAGGACGUGGACGUGGACGUGGAGGACUUGGACGUGGACAUGGACGUGGACGUGGACGUUGACAUGGACGUGGACGUGGACAUGGACGUGGACCUGGACGUGGACGUGGACGUGGACGUGGACGUGGACGUGAACGUGGACGUGGACGUGGACGUGGACCUGGACGUGGACGUGGACGUGGACGUGGACGUGGACGUGGACGUGGACAUGGACGUGGACGUGGACAUGGAGGUGGAGGUGGACGUGGACGUGGAGGUGGACAUGGACGUGGACAUGGACGUGGACGGAUGGACGUGGACGUGGACAUGGACGUGGACAUGGACGUGGACAUGGAUAUGGACGUGGACGUGGACGUGGACGUGGUCGUGGACGUGGUCGUGGACGUGGACGUGGACGUGGAUGUGGACGUGGACAUGGACGUGGACAUGGACGUGGACAUGGACUUGGACAUGGAGGUGGACGUGGAGUUGGACGUGGACAUGGAGGUGGACGUGGAGGUGGACGUGGACGUGGACGUGGACGUGGACGUGGACAUGGACGUGGACGUGGACGUGGACGUGGACAUGGACGUGGACGUGCCACGUGGACGUGGACGUGGACGUGGACGUGGACGUGGACGUGGACGUGGACGAGGACGUGGACGUGGACGUGGACGUGGACGUGGACGUGGACCUGGACGUGGACCUGGACGUGGACAUGGACGUGGACGUGGACGUGGACGUGGACGUGGACGUGGACGUGGACGUGAACGUGGACGUGGACGUGGACGUGGACGUGGUCGUGGACGUGGACGUGGACGUGGACGUGGACGUGGACGUGGACGUGGACGUGGACCUGGACGUGGACAUGGACGUGGACGUGGACGUGGACGUGGACGUGGACGUGAACGUGGACGUGGACGUGGACGUGGACCUGGACGUGGACGUGGACGUGGACGUGGACGUGGACGUGGACGUGGACAUGGACGUGGACGUGGACAUGGACGUGGAGGUGGACGUGGACGUGGAGGUGGACAUGGACGUGGACAUGGACGUGGACAUGGACGUGGACGUGGACGUGGACAUGGACGUGGACAUGGACAUGGACGUGGACAUGGACGUGGACGUGGACAUGGACGUGGACAUAGACAUGGACUAG
Closterium sp. NIES-65 is the source of this 1587-nucleotide messenger RNA. NCBI's taxonomy places the organism in Eukaryota, Viridiplantae, Streptophyta, Zygnematophyceae, Desmidiales, Closteriaceae. The record is from the annotation of a GenBank genome assembly.